This is a messenger RNA of Fusarium vanettenii 77-13-4, 2118 nucleotides long. RefSeq lists its product as uncharacterized. The transcript has 3 exons. NCBI's taxonomy places the organism in Eukaryota, Fungi, Ascomycota, Sordariomycetes, Hypocreales, Nectriaceae. The record is from RefSeq and is a predicted model, not a curated record. Bases 1 to 2118 code for a protein of 705 amino acids.
AUGUCCAGGUCCAAGAAGAAGAACAAGAAGGCCAAGGAGAGCUUCAAAGAUAUCGAUACCAUCGACCUUACCAGCUCUCCUGUGCCGUCUUCUGAUCCAGCAUCGUCACCCCCGACUGGUCUAGCAUCAUCACCCCCAACUCGUCCUGAUGCGUACUCGGUUCCCAACUCCCCGGCCAAGACCGCCGCCGAUAAGGCAGCCAUGCCUCCUCCCACCAGCCGUCCCGGUGACAAGAGCAAUCAUCCGACGGGAAGUCCGGUCCGGGCCACUGACAAUCCACAGACUUCUCAGCCUCCGGCCCCUCGGGACCGAAACGCAGGCUGGAGACGAGCUGGCACUGGUGUCCACGACGACUAUCUGACGACGUCCAGGGGGAACUUCCGUCACAAGUCUCUGAGACGGGGCAGCGGCAUGACUGUGGAAACCCCCCAGGGCAUUCGAAAAGAGAAGGAGAUGCGCAUCCAGCAGGGACGUUGGUCAUACAACCCGUCCCAAGCCACAGCAUCCUCCCAAGCAGGCUCGAUGUCCACCACAAGGGAGCCUCCCAAGGGACCCCAAGCCCACAACAACCCGUAUGGACUCACGCGGCCUCAAAGCAGACGGGGUGAUGUCCCUCCUUUGAAGGAGCUCCAGGGAGGGUAUCAGAGAACCACUGCCCCUGCGCGACAAACAGGUGCCACCUCCAACUCUGAAACACUUCAACGUCCUGCUCCUAUUCAAGCACCCCAGUCGAACCAAAAGCCCGCUACAGGCCUAGACACAUCGAAUCCAAACCCAUCUGUCCCUGGUCCAGCCGUCGCUGAUCCGUCCGUCCCAAACCCGGCCGCCACGGAAACCACGGGCAGCCAGACCCCACGACGAAACUUCUCGAUGGCUUGCAAGAUUGAGGUCAUGGAACUCUGCCUGGCAUCGAAGGGCACGUACUUGAACAUGACUCCUUCGCCGAAUUGUGACCAGAAGCCCUUUUGGGAAAUUCUUUUCCAGAACAUCGAGCUCAACCAUGCUACCCAAGGCAUGUUUAAAGACUGGAAAGACCUCAAAUACCAUGUCGAUGUCUGGGCCCAGCCCCGCCGGACGAGUCUGAGAGAGAACAACUUGCCCGCUCCGUCCCUUGGACAGCCAGAGCUCGACCGGCUCCCCGAUGAAUGGAAUCGGGUCUUUGCACAACGCUUUUGCGCAACCAACCGAGGGUAUUUUGAGAGCAACCUCUGGCCUCUAGCUGAGGGCCAUAUCAUGUCGAUCAUGAAGUCAGAGAUCCAGACUUGGAUCACCGGCGCUCUCGAAAGGCGGAUGAACGAACUCGACCGAUAUACGCGACGUGUGCUCGGAAGCAACAGAAGGCCUGAAGACUAUGACAAUCCUGUUAGGCGAUUGGUUUACAGUUCUCAAGCGACGAGCCAGAGCGACGCGGCGCAAGUUCGUGAGACAGAGGCCCUCAUGUCGCUUGUGCUGGAGCUUCAGCCUCAACUGCGCAGUGCCAUUGCUGAGGAUAUUCGCGACGCUGAAAGCAACGACCGGGGAAACAACAACCAGCGCUCGCCUGAACUCCAGACAACUGGUCGACGACAGGCUCCUGGCUAUUACCAGCAUACACGAGAUGGAAUUAUGCCGUCCAUUGAGACUCCAACCCGGACUACGGGUUAUAGACGGGCCCCAGGAUACUACGAUCGACCUGUCUCUUCACCUCCGAUGGCUGGCCCUAGCUAUGAUUGGUAUUCAAGAAAGAGCAAGGAGCCAGACCAGAGUCGACACUCGACUCCAGGCACAGGCAACCUUUCUAUCAGAACCCGAGACGUGCCAGGAUAUGGCCCUGGGUCUGGUGCGAAGCGUCGGCGUGUGGACGAGGGCAUGUCCGAGUUUCCAUCCCCGAGUCAACUCAUGGCGCGAAGCUCUUCGACAGCUCGGGCACGGGACACCCCGGAUAAUCCGUUCGAGACGCCUCAACCACAGCAAAGAGGCCAGGGCGCUCAUCGUGAAGAAUCGCCGGACCGGUUUCGCGAGCAGACCGCGGAGUUCAACACCAUGGCUCCUGACUCGAAGAUGGACAUGUUGUACAAGGCUCUCAAGGAAACCCGCCGAGAGCGGGGCAAGGGCAAGGGGAAGGGAAAGGAACAGUAG